UCGAUGCUUAAGAUGUGAUACCGCGUAUCUGCAAUUUUUGACAAAAUGAGUUUUAUUGCUUAUUGCAUGUAAAAAAUACUCUGUCAUAUUGUGGUGAAAGCGCUAAUUUGACGUAUACAGUUUGAAUGAGUAACGUGAUUAGUAGUGACAUCUGGUAUAGGUAAGCUGAAUAUCUUUUAAUGUGACAGCGCGUAUCUGAAUUAGUUGACAUAGUAACGUGCUGUGGUAACAUUGUGUUGAUAAAGAUUAAAAUGAGUACCUCUAGAGGUCGUCAAAUGGUAACAAAUGCAAGAAAUGACGUAAUAGUUCACGUUUUAAACAAUAAUAUCAAGGACACCAUUAAGUGUGCCAUAAAAACAAACAAUGAAGAAGCCACAGUAUUGGAAAAUACCGAUGCGGAUGAGCUGGGCCCUACAUUAUUAUCUUUGGAACAAGAGGUUGCCGCAGCCAAUCUGCUUUUAUUGGGGGAGUCUGCAGUAACAAACGAAACGUUUUCGACAGACAUAAACAAUGUAACUGAUGGAUUGCCAAAGGAAUCUGAUUUUGAAAAAGUGAGUAACUGGCUAAGGAAUAUUGACAAUGAACGUUUAGAUUGUGACGCAAUAUUAGAAACGGUUUCCAAUGAAAUUUCGACAAAUGAGCUCUCCAGGGACAAAACACAUCUAGAAGAAUUAAGAAAUGACGUUGCACUAAACCACGAAGGUAUUUUAAAUGAAGUGAUGUCGAGCUCAUCGUCUGUAAUUGCUGAUCAGAUUGAUGAAUCGUGGUUGCCAGAAAACGAAAAUAAGUCAGAUUACUCAACUAGUUCGGAAGAAGGCAAACAACAAGAAGGGGAAGAACCAGUAGCAAGAGCCGAUAAUGACGGUAACAACGAAAAUAAAAAAGCUCGAAAAAGAAUAGCAGAUAUCAACGAAUGGCACGAUAUUAAAAAUAAAAGACUAAGACAACACGGAAAAAAUAUAUUGGCUGGAAAAGGGUUGGAAAGACAGCGAAAAGAGGAACACCUAGAAAUGAAAAACAAAUGGGACCAGUCUGCUUAUCCUCCGUAUGUAAAAAAUCCACAGUAAGGCAGUGUCAAGAUUUAAAUGAAGUGGACCGAAAA
Molecule: messenger RNA, 1102 nt
Organism: Diabrotica virgifera virgifera (western corn rootworm)
Lineage: Eukaryota; Metazoa; Arthropoda; Insecta; Coleoptera; Chrysomelidae
Exons: 2
Coding region: 252-1067 (271 amino acids)
Source: RefSeq, a predicted model, not a curated record